Humulus lupulus (European hop) is the source of this 1301-nucleotide messenger RNA. RefSeq lists its product as uncharacterized. NCBI's taxonomy places the organism in Eukaryota, Viridiplantae, Streptophyta, Magnoliopsida, Rosales, Cannabaceae. The record is from RefSeq and is a predicted model, not a curated record. Bases 50 to 1036 code for a protein of 328 amino acids. The transcript has 2 exons.
GUAUGAUUGCUGAUAACCGUGUUUUUUUUUUUGCUCUUUGGCAGAAGAGAUGUCUCAGCCCGGGAAUAGUCUGCGGGGCGUUGUGUUUGGUGGGAAUCCCCCAGCGGGGCCGAGGUUAAAGAGGCUUCGCGAGUCCAAGAGCUCGACCGGGGUCUCCACCAAAUCCCCAGCUACGGAGAAGGAGAGAGAGCCGUCAUCCCAGGUCGCGGGGGCGAACCUCCCUGUCGCCAGGACAGGACUCAUGCAUCCGCCACCCCAACGAUCUCCACUGGCCGCCCAGGACGGGGUAAUAGAGGUCGGGAAUCUGGCCGCGGCAGCCCCGGACGUGCGUAUCCCGGUCGACCCCCGGGCUCUGGAGAAGAUGCCCGAAGCAUCCCGGGGUACGGUGUACGAGUCGGCCAGCUACGCCGUCAGCCACUAUUACAAUAUCAGGGAGAAGGAGCUCCGGGCCAUCGAAACAACGAGCCCGGUCCGAGUUAUAGAGUCCGCUAUGGACAUGACUUUAACGGGCAUGGCUGCCGCCUAUAGAGGCAUCGUUAGGACCAAGGCCCAGCUCGAGGGUUUGGAAGCAGAUCGCCAGACUUCCCUCCAGGAGUCUCAGGAGGCGAGGGACACCUUGGCGGCCUCAAAAGCCGAGUUAGAGAAGGUCCGCUCGGAGAACCAAGAGCUUAAACGCUCCCUGGCCGCAUCCGAGCUAGAGAAGCUUCGCUCCGAGAACCUAGAGCUUAAAAACUCCCUGGCCGCAUCGCGGGCAGACCUUGAGGUGGCGAAGGCCGAAGUCCAGACCUCCCAGGACGCCCUGAAAGAUGAGCGGGUCGUGUCGGAGCAGUCCUUACAGGACCUAUUCUAUCACUGCUGGUCCCACAAUCCGGACGCGGACUUCUCCUUCAUGCCGCCGGACCUCUGGGCAUUCCUGUUGCCGCGGCUUCAAGCCCGCCUGAAUAAGGAGGCUCCUCCAUCGGAGACUGGAGAGGCCUCUGCCGCGGCGGAGCAGGGUGAGACCGCGACCUCCAAAGGGCCAGCUGAUGGGGCUUAGGAUGCUUCUUGUUUUCGUAUUUUGAACACUUUUUUUUUUUUUAUUGUAAUUCUCUUUUUUAUGUGAGGCGUUUCCGCCUCGAGACAAUUUGCUCAACCAGUUUUACAUAUGUAUUUUUAUGCAUUUGGUCAUAAUUUAUCUCUUUAUUUUUAUGAACGUAGUUCGAGUUAACUUUAUCCGUAUCCCGGGCUCUUUAAAUAAGAUCCGCGUUCAACAAAUUUUUAGUUCACUCCUAAGUUUUCUGACCUGGUUAAGACCAGGAACU